CUCUCUCCUCCCCAACUCUCUCUCUAUAAAACCACCACCUCCCCACCUCGCCAAGGACGAACAGGAGAACAAACAGCCUGUCGGUCUAGCGGCGUUCUCUUCCCCCUCUCUCUCUAUCUUCCUCUUUUAUCUCUCUAUAUAUAUAUAUAUAUGAAUGUUUCUCUCUCUAUACCUAAUUCUGUAUCGGCGAUUCCCUCAUUUCCCGGUUGUUUAGCUUUUUGUUCGUGCUCGAACUCAAUCUCGUAGACUUCGCAACGGAUAAGGACACAAGUUUCUAUCAAUAUUUCGCCCAAUAUAGGCUUCAGAUCCCAAACUCGACGACUUUUUUGCUAUUUCUUUUUUCCAAUCCACUCGAUUUUCGCUGAUUUCUCUCUCUGAUCUCUGUGAUCUAUAAUCUCGCCAAAACAAUCUAAGCACAGAAUCGGAGGAGAUUCUAUAAUUACAAGUGGUUCGAAAAAAAAAAUAAUCGGUUAAUCUUCACAGAUCUGAAUAUUCACCUGUUCUGCACAAAAAUCAGAUUGAAAACCCUGAUUUUUGCAAGAUCUGUGACUUUUUAAAAUUGUAAUAACAGAUUGUAAUGUCGGUGGGUUCGAGUUCUGUUCUUCAAACCCGAAACAACCCGGCGUCGGUGGUACCAAAAAUCGGUGCACCUUUGGUUAGUCGGCAAUCAAAUGUUGUUUCUCUGAGCCGAGUCGGUACAAACAGAGCCACCACCACCACCACCACCACCACCAGAGCUACGAGAACCUCUGUUACCAAACGGUCCGGUUCUUUGGAGAAUCGUUUCUAUGGAGCCCGAGUGCGAGGGUUGGGUUCCGAAAGGCUUCAUCUUUGGCAAUCGGACGGUCCCGGACGAGCUCCGAAGCUCAGAGUGGUGUUGCGAUCUGCAUUGUCUCAGGUGCCGGAGAAGCCUCUCGGUCUCUAUGAUCCUUCAUUCGACAAGGACUCGUGUGGGGUCGGGUUCGUCGCCGAAUUAUCCGGCGAGAGCAGCCGGAAAACGGUGACUGAUGCUAUAGAGAUGCUGGUGCGCAUGUCACAUAGAGGAGCUUGUGGGUGUGAAACAAAUACUGGUGAUGGAGCUGGCAUUCUCGUAGGUCUUCCUCAUGAAUUCUUCAAGGAGAUUGCCAAAGAUAUGGGUUUCGAGCUACCACCACCCGGGGAAUACGCCGUGGGCAUGUUCUUCUUGCCUACAUCUGAAAAUCGAAGAGAACAAAGCAAAAUCGUAUUUACAAAGGUUGCGGAGUCACUUGGGCAUACUGUUCUUGGGUGGCGCUCUGUCCCGACCAACAACUCAGGAUUGGGGAACUCUGCUUUACAGACAGAACCAGUCAUUGAGCAAGUGUUUCUGACACCCACUCCCAGGUCAAAGGCCGACUUUGAGCAGCAGAUGUACAUACUAAGGAGGGUUUCGAUGGUAGCCAUCCGAGCUGCAUUAAACCUUCAGCAUGGUGGUGUUAGGGACUUCUACAUAUGUUCUCUAUCAUCAAGUACUGUCGUCUACAAAGGUCAGUUGAAGCCCAAUCAGUUGCAAGAAUAUUAUUUUGCAGAUCUUGGAAAUGGAAGGUUUACAAGCUACAUGGCCCUGAUACACUCCCGGUUCUCGACGAACACAUUUCCUAGCUGGGAUCGUGCUCAGCCUAUGCGUGUUUUGGGCCAUAACGGGGAAAUCAACACACUUCGGGGCAAUGUGAACUGGAUGAAGGCACGUGAGGGUCUUCUAAAGUGUAAGGAGCUGGGUCUGUCGAAGAAUGAGAUGAAGAAGCUUCUACCCAUUGUAGAUGCCAGUUCAUCUGAUUCAGGAGCUUUUGAUGGUGUACUUGAACUCUUGGUUCGAGCUGGUAGAAGUCUCCCUGAAGCUGUCAUGAUGAUGAUCCCUGAAGCGUGGCAAAAUGAUAAGAAUAUGGAUCCCCAUCGGAAGGCUUUGUAUGAAUAUUUCUCGGCCCUUAUGGAACCAUGGGAUGGGCCUGCUCUGAUAUCAUUUACUGAUGGCCGCUAUCUGGGAGCUACACUGGACCGCAAUGGAUUACGUCCAGGUCGCUUUUAUGUCACACACAGUGGACGAGUUAUAAUGGCAAGUGAAGUUGGAGUAGUGGACAUUCCACCUGAAGAUGUGUGUAGGAAAGGAAGACUUAAUCCUGGCAUGAUGCUUUUAGUGGAUUUUGAGAAGCAUGUUGUUGUAGAUGAUGAAGCCCUGAAGCAGCAGUAUUCACUUGCAAGACCCUAUGGAGAGUGGCUUAAAAGGCAAAAGAUAGGACUAAAGGACAUAGUCGAAUCUGUUCAUGCAUCUGACAGGGUCCCUCCAGCCAUAGCAGGAAUGGUGUUGGCAUCUACUGAUGACGACAACAUGGAAAACAUGGGCAUGCAUGGUUUAUUGGGUCCUUUGAAAGCUUUUGGCUACACUGUUGAAGCCUUGGAGAUGUUGUUGCUACCCAUGGCAAAAGAUGGUGUUGAGGCCCUCGGGUCAAUGGGGAACGAUGCUCCUUUGGCUGUGAUGUCAAAUAGAGAGAAACUCACCUUUGAGUAUUUUAAGCAGAUGUUUGCUCAAGUUACAAACCCUCCUAUUGACCCUAUUAGGGAGAAGAUAGUCACCUCCAUGGAGUGCAUGAUUGGUCCAGAAGGUGAUCUUACAGAGACUACUGAAGAACAGUGUCAUCGUCUCUCGCUAAAAGGGCCUCUUUUAUCGAUUGAUGAAAUUGAAGCAAUUAAAAUGAUGAACUACAGAGGUUGGCGUAGCAAAGUUCUUGAUAUCACUUAUUCUAAAGGUCGUGGUAGGAAUGGUUUGGAGGAGACCUUGGAUAGGAUAUGUUCUGAGGCGCAUGAUGCAAUUAAGGAGGGUUACACUAUACUGGUGCUUUCUGACAGAGCCUUUUCUUCGAAGCGAGUAGCUGUGAGCUCCCUCUUGGCUGUUGGAGCUGUCCAUCACCAUUUAGUUAAAAAGCUUGAGCGAACUCGAGUAGGGCUGAUUGUUGAGUCAGCUGAGCCACGUGAAGUGCACCAUUUUUGCACACUUGUUGGGUUUGGUGCAGAUGCUAUAUGCCCGUAUUUGGCCGUAGAGGCCAUCUGGAGACUGCAGGUUGAUGGAAAGAUCCCACCAAAAGCGAGUGGUGAGUUCCAUACGAAGGAUGAGCUGGUCAAGAAGUACUUCAAAGCAAGUAACUAUGGAAUGAUGAAGGUUCUUGCCAAGAUGGGGAUAUCAACUUUGGCCUCAUACAAGGGUGCUCAGAUUUUUGAGGCUGUGGGUCUUUCAUCAGAAGUGAUAGAAAGGUGCUUUACUGGAACUCCUAGCAGAGUUGAGGGCGCAACAUUUGAAGCUCUUGCCCAUGACGCACUUCAAUUGCAUGAGCUGGCAUUUCCAACUAGGACCUUCCCUCCUGGAAGUGCAGAGUCUGUAGCACUGCCCAAUCCGGGGGAUUAUCACUGGAGGAAAGAUGGUGAGGUUCACCUGAAUGAUCCCCUUGCUAUUGCAAAGCUGCAAGAGGCCGCGAGAGGUAAUAGUGUGGCUGCUUACAAAGAAUAUUCUAAGCGGAUACAGGAAUUGAACAAAACCUGCAAUCUGCGGGGGCUUUUGAAAUUUAAAGGGGCAGACAUCAUCAUUCCUUUAGAUGAAGUGGAACCAGCCAGUGAGAUUGUUAAACGGUUUUGUACUGGGGCCAUGAGUUAUGGAUCAAUAUCAUUGGAGGCACACACGACCCUUGCUACUGCUAUGAACAAAAUUGGGGGGAAAUCCAACACAGGUGAGGGAGGUGAGAACCCAUCUCGUAUGGUGCCUCUUCCAGAUGGUUCAAGGAAUCCUAAAAGGAGUGCAAUUAAGCAGGUUGCAAGUGGAAGAUUUGGAGUGUCAAGUUAUUACCUUACAAACGCUGAUGAGCUGCAGAUAAAGAUGGCUCAGGGGGCCAAGCCUGGUGAAGGUGGUGAACUUCCCGGCCACAAAGUUAUUGGAGACAUUGCGGUCACAAGGAAUUCCACUGCUGGGGUAGGACUAAUCAGUCCACCUCCCCAUCAUGACAUCUAUUCGAUUGAAGACCUUGCCCAAUUGAUUCAUGAUCUCAAAAAUGCCAAUCCAUCAGCCAGAGUAAGCGUGAAGCUAGUAUCUGAAGCUGGUGUGGGGGUAAUUGCUAGUGGGGUUGUGAAGGGGCAUGCUGACCAUGUAUUGAUCUCGGGUCAUGAUGGAGGUACAGGGGCUUCUCGAUGGACUGGCAUCAAGAGUGCUGGGCUUCCAUGGGAACUUGGUCUUGCAGAGACCCACCAGACUCUAGUUGCUAAUGACCUUCGUGGCCGAGCAGUUCUCCAGACAGACGGCCAGCUUAAAACUGGAAGAGAUGUGGCCAUAGCGGCGCUUCUUGGUGCAGAGGAGUUUGGUUUCAGCACGGCUCCCCUAAUAACCCUUGGCUGCAUCAUGAUGCGAAAGUGCCACAAGAACACUUGUCCGGUUGGAAUUGCCACCCAAGAUCCAGUUCUUCGUGAGAAGUUUGCUGGAGAACCUGAACAUGUCAUAAAUUUUUUCUUCAUGCUAGCAGAGGAGCUGAGGGAAAUCAUGUCUCAGCUUGGAUUUCGAACAAUAAAUGAAAUGAUUGGUCGAUCAGACAUGCUUGAACUUGAUAAAGAAGUUACUAAGAACAAUGAAAAGCUAAAGAAUAUAGAUCUCUCUCUGUUGCUUAGACCUGCUGCUGACAUCCGGCCAGAAGCUGCCCAGUAUUGUGUAGAAAAACAGGAUCACGGCUUGGACAUGGCUUUGGAUAAUGAACUUAUUACUUUGUCCAAAUCUGCUUUAGAGAAAGCUCUUCCUGUAUACAUCAAGUCACCAAUCUGCAACGUAAAUCGUGCAGUUGGAACGAUGCUUAGCCAUGAAGUGACUAAGCGCUACCACAUGGUAGGGCUUCCUGCAGAUACCAUCCAUAUUAAACUCAGUGGCAGUGCAGGCCAGAGCUUUGGUGCUUUCCUUUGCCCUGGCAUCAUGUUGGAGCUUGAAGGUGACAGCAACGAUUAUGUGGGGAAAGGAUUAUCAGGUGGCAAGAUUGUUGUUUAUCCCCCAAGAAGAAGCCAGUUUGAUCCAAAGGAAAACAUUGUGAUUGGUAAUGUAGCUCUCUAUGGAGCAACAGACGGGGAAGCAUAUUUUAAUGGGAUGGCAGCAGAAAGGUUCUGUGUCCGUAAUUCAGGGGCUAGAGCAGUUGUGGAAGGUGUUGGUGAUCAUGGAUGUGAGUACAUGACUGGUGGGACUGUUGUUGUGCUCGGGAAAACUGGGAGGAAUUUUGCUGCAGGCAUGAGCGGUGGCGUUGCCUAUGUUCUUGAUGUGGAUGACAAGUUCCAAUCCCGAUGCAAUCUUGAGCUAGUAGAUCUAGAUAAAGUUGAAGAAGAAGAGGAUAUCAUGACACUCAGAAUGAUGAUACAGCAACAUCAGCGUCACACAGACAGCGAAUUAGCCAGAGAAGUGCUUGCUGACUUCGAGAACCUUCUACCCAAAUUUAUUAAGGUCUUCCCUAGAGAUUAUAAACGGGUGCUUGCAAGCAUGAAAGCAGAGGAAACUGCCAUAGAGGCUGCAGAAAAGGCUUCUAAGGAGGAUGAGGAACAAGAUGAGGCAGAAUUGGUGGAGAAAGAUGCCUUUGAAGAGCUAAAGAAGUUGGCGACUGCAUCUUUGAAUGCGAAGGUCAAUCAGGAGGUGGAAAAGGCUGAAUCAACGAAGAGGCCUACUCGAGUUACCGAUGCUAUCAAACAUCGAGGUUUCAUUGCUUAUGAGCGUGAGGGCGUCUCAUACAGGGAUCCCACCAUUCGGAUGAAUGACUGGAAUGAGGUUAUGGAAGAGUCAAAGCCUGGCCCGCUUUUAAAGACACAGUCUGCUCGUUGCAUGGACUGUGGCACUCCCUUCUGCCACCAGGGGAACUCUGGAUGUCCUCUUGGGAAUAAAAUACCUGAAUUCAAUGAGUUGGUGUACCAAAAUAGGUGGCGUGAAGCAUUAGACCGCUUACUGGAGACUAAUAAUUUCCCGGAGUUUACUGGCCGAGUGUGUCCUGCACCUUGUGAAGGUUCUUGUGUUCUCGGCAUUAUUGAAAAUCCUGUAUCAAUCAAAAACAUUGAAUGCUCCAUCAUAGACAAGGCUUUUGAGGAGGGGUGGAUGGUUCCACGACCUCCCCUUAGGAGAACAGGUAAAAGAGUCGCUGUUGUUGGAAGUGGACCCGCCGGCUUGGCUGCUGCUGAUCAACUUAAUAGGAUGGGUCAUUUGGUGACAGUGUUCGAGCGUGCUGAUCGAAUCGGUGGCCUUAUGAUGUAUGGUGUUCCCAACAUGAAGGCAGACAAAGUUGAUGUAGUUCAACGGCGGGUUGACCUUAUGGAAAAGGAAGGUGUUAAAUUUGUUGUUAAUGCUAACGUGGGGAAUGAUCCAUUGUUCUCCCUAGAACAGCUCCGUGAGGAAAAUGACGCCAUUGUUUUAGCGGUAGGAUCCACAAAACCAAGGGACCUUCCUGUUCCGGGACGGGAGCUAUCAGGAGUUCAUUUUGCUAUGGAGUUCCUUCAUGCAAACACCAAAAGUUUGCUUGAUAGCAAUCUCCAAGAUAAUAACUACAUUUCUGCAAAGGGCAAGAAGGUAGUGGUCAUUGGUGGAGGGGACACUGGCACAGAUUGCAUUGGGACAUCUAUUCGGCAUGGCUGUAGUAGCAUUGUAAAUCUAGAGCUUCUCCCUGAGCCGCCACAGACUAGGGCUCCUGGCAACCCUUGGCCACAGUGGCCUCGCAUAUUCCGUGUAGACUAUGGACACCAAGAAGCUGCUGCCAAGUUUGGCAAAGAUCCGCGGUCGUAUGAGGUAUUGACAAAGCGGUUUCUGGGAGAUGAGAAUGGGGUUCUAAAAGGACUGGAGGUGGUACGUGUAAACUGGGAAAAGGAUGCUAGUGGGAAGUUUCAGUUUAAGGAAGUCGAGGGCUCUGAAGAGACAAUUGAGGCUGACCUAGUCCUACUAGCCAUGGGUUUCCUUGGCCCUGAAUCGACAGUAGCAGAAAAACUGGGCAUUGAGCGAGACAAUAGAUCAAACUUCAAAGCUGAUUAUGGCCGCUUCUUGACCAAUGUGGAAGGGGUCUUCGCUGCUGGGGAUUGCCGGCGUGGCCAGUCAUUGGUGGUAUGGGCUAUAUCCGAAGGCAGGCAAGCUGCUUCACAGGUUGACAGUUAUCUCAUGAGAGAAGAAAAAGAUCUCACUGUAAGUUUAGGGAGUCAAGAGGACAUUGUCAAAAGGCAGCAAGGUAGCAGCAAACAUACAGUAAUGACGUAGAAAACUGUGCUAUACUUCCAGAUACAAAGUAGAAAGCAUAGAAGCUGGUAAUUUUAUAUCGAUGGGUUCACAAUUGAUUAUUUGGUGGAUAUCCAACAAGAGAAGCCCCAUUUCGGGUUGGGAAGGGUUUCAGAAGUUAAAAGAGAGGCCAAAAUGGCAUUUGUUACCGAGUGUAGGUCCGUGUUUUCUGUAUUGUUUAUAAUGUUUCAUCUGUCGGUUGUUUUGUGGGGGUGGAGCUUGUGCUGGGCUAAAAGGAAUAAUGUAUAGUUGGUUUCUUCAUCCGUGAAUGGAAAUUAAUAUAUCAAAGGUUUGGUGGAUCUA
This is a messenger RNA of Cornus florida, 7573 nucleotides long. RefSeq names its product glutamate synthase [NADH], amyloplastic. The transcript has 22 exons. The record is from RefSeq and is a predicted model, not a curated record. Lineage: Eukaryota; Viridiplantae; Streptophyta; Magnoliopsida; Cornales; Cornaceae. The coding region runs from base 578 to 7252 and encodes 2224 amino acids. Gene Ontology annotation, molecular function: iron-sulfur cluster binding; glutamate synthase (NADH) activity; FMN binding.